UUGGGGGCUCUUGUGUGUGUUUAAAUGCUUGAAAUGUGUCAAUUUUUAACCCAAAUAGUUUGCUUUUCAUCAGUUUAAGUGUUUCUAUAGACCCAGCCAAGGUUGGUGGCCAAGUUGGUACAGUCAAAAUGGCGCAAGGUUGCUCAUUCGACGCUGUGCUAAUCAGUCAAUGAGUAUUAGCUGCCUAGAUUUCGGAUUCAAAUCCUCGAAUCGUGGAGUUCUUUGCUAAGAGGGGGGUCUCACUAUCUCUCUGCCAGACACUGGCUGAACACACGGCGGUGUCAUGUCGGACUCGGAGGAGGACAGCCAGGACCGACAGCUUAAAAUUGUGGUCAUCGGCGACGGCGCUUGCGGGAAGACUUCACUCGCCACCAGGUUUGCUCAGGAGGCCUUUGGGAAGCAGUACAAACAAACCAUCGGCCUGGAUUUCUUUCUGAAGAGAAUAAGCCUUCCAGGCAAUUUGAACGUGACCCUGCAGGUGUGGGACAUUGGAGGCCAAACGUUAGGAGGGAAAAUGCUCGAUAAAUACGUGUACGGAGCUCACGGGGUUCUCCUUGUGUAUGACAUCACCAAUUACCAGAGCUUUGAGAAUCUAGAGGAUUGGUUCAGCAUGACGAAAAAGGCCAACGAGGAGUCCGACGUUCAGCCUGUCGUCUCCCUGGUCGGGAACAAAAUCGACCUGGAGCACAUGAGGACGGUGAAGUCCGACAAGCACCAGCGCUUUUGCCAAGAGAACGGCCUCAUCAGUCAGUUUGUGUCCGCCAAGACCGGGGACUCGGUGUAUCUUUGUUUCCAGAGGGUUGCGGCUGAGAUUCCAGGAGCAAGUCUGGGAAUCACCAGUGAUGGUUUUUUUGAGCUUGAAAGCCUUCCAAAGCGUAGUGUUGUUGUGGGUGCCGGUUACAUUGCUGUGGAAAUGGCAGGGAUCCUCACAAACCUGGGCUCGAAAACCUCCCUAAUCAUACGGCAGGGUGAGGUUUUGAGGAACUUCGACAGCUUUAUCAGCACAAACUGCACCAAAGAGCUACAGAACUCUGGCGUGGAUUUGCAGAAGAACGCUCGGGUGACAUCGGUGCGCAAAACCGACACGGGGUUGGAGGUGACGUUUGUCACAAAAGAUACAAGCAAGAGCAGCACUAUUUCAGAAGUGGACUGUGUUCUGUGGGCAAUCGGCAGGAAGCCCAACAUCUCUGGACUAAAUAUUGGCGAGAUGGGUGUCGACACCGAUGAACAUGGCCACAUCAUGGUGGAUGAAUACCAAAACACCAGUCGACCGGGAAUCUACGCCGUCGGAGAUGUUUGCGGCAGAGCUCUUCUCACGCCUGUUGCCAUCGCUGCUGGCAGGAAGCUGGCGCACAGACUGUUUGAGGGCAAGAAGGAUUCCAAGUUGGACUAUUCCAACAUUCCCACGGUGGUGUUCAGCCACCCACCCAUUGGCACAGUGGGACUCACAGAAGAGGAGGCAAUAAUAAGCAAAGGCAAAGAGAACGUUAAGAUCUACAAGACCUCCUUCACGCCGCUCUAUCAUGCCAUCACCACCCGCAAAACUUCUUGCAUCAUGAAGAUGGUGUGUGUGGGCAAGGAGGAGAAGAUUGUUGGUCUGCACAUGCAGGGUCUGGGCUGUGAUGAGAUGCUGCAGGGUUUCGCUGUGGCUGUCCAGCUUGGCGCGACCAAAGCAGAUUUUGAUAAGACUGUUGCCAUUCACCCAACCUCUGCUGAGGAGCUUGUCACCAUGCGUUAAUGGGACAAAGCUGGGGCUCAAAUGCACGUUCGUUCCACAAGAAAGUCCAUCUGAUGAAUUGCGUUAUAUAAUGACACUCAUUUUUACUCAUUUAAAUGACCCUUGUUGUGCACAACCUUCUUUCUUUUUCUUUCUGCCUUUUACCAAGACCGAGUUGUAGCUUUCUCAAAUUGCACUGUGGGUCUUUGAUUGAGUGGUAAUUACAAUGGACUCUAUUUUCAGUGAUGGAUGGCGUGAUUGCAUGGGAAGUCCAAAGACCUCAAUCUUAUUUUAUGUUUGAUCCGAAGUUAGUCAUUUGUCAAAACACUGCUCCCCGCAAAGGAACCCAUCUAGUACCAAUUACAAGUCAUGACACAUCUACUGUACUGUUGGAAAGAAUCAAUAAACAUUCAUUCAUUGUU
Messenger RNA from Hippocampus zosterae (dwarf seahorse), 2139 nucleotides. Its product is annotated as ras-related protein Rab-28. Gene Ontology annotation, molecular function: GTPase activity; GTP binding; glutathione-disulfide reductase (NADPH) activity. NCBI's taxonomy places the organism in Eukaryota, Metazoa, Chordata, Actinopteri, Syngnathiformes, Syngnathidae. Bases 284 to 1738 code for a protein of 484 amino acids. The transcript has 13 exons. Gene Ontology annotation, cellular component: Golgi apparatus; cytosol; endosome. Gene Ontology annotation, biological process: glutathione metabolic process; cell redox homeostasis; cellular response to oxidative stress. The record is from RefSeq and is a predicted model, not a curated record.